This is a messenger RNA of Hippocampus comes (tiger tail seahorse), 682 nucleotides long. Its product is annotated as arf-GAP with SH3 domain, ANK repeat and PH domain-containing protein 1-like. The transcript is spliced from 3 exons. The annotation marks the transcript as partial. Lineage: Eukaryota; Metazoa; Chordata; Actinopteri; Syngnathiformes; Syngnathidae. The record is from RefSeq and is a predicted model, not a curated record.
AGCUCAGCCAGAUGACCACUCCCCUCUCCCUCCAUCCCAUGAUUCUAUUUUGUCAUCCCAGCACCUUGAGCGCUUUGAAGUUUGUGUGAGCCGAAGAGCAACCGUGCGGCGUGCGUAACGUGUGUGUCGUGUGUUUGUGGCCGCGCUUGGCGACGCUUUAGGAAGCGACUCCACGCCGCCUCCCGUCAACAAGAUGUCACCCGUCUCCAACAAGUUUGAAGGCAUCCCUCAGCAGCAGAGUACGACUUCGAGCAACACAAAGUCCACACUUGGUCCAAGGGUUCUUCCCAAACUACCUCAGAAAGUGGCGUUGCGUAAGAUCGAAACCAUCCACCACCCCUCCUUGGACAAAGCAGGCCUCCCCCCCGAGGUCUUCCAGAAGUCCCCGCCGGGGACGGACACCCCACAAAAGGCUGCGGCCCCAGAGCGGCCGCAGCCUGCCGACCCGCCGCCCAAGCCGCAGCCAGUAGAGCUGCCGCCCAAGCCCGGGGAACUCCCGCCCAAGCCGCAGCUCUCCGACCUGCCGCCCAAGCCGCAGCUGGCCGACUUACCGCCCAAGCCGCAGCUCAAGGACCUGCCGCCCAAGCCCCACCUGGCCGACGUGCCGCCCAGACUGGGGUCGGCCGAGGCGGUCCCUCGUCCGCUGGGGGACACGCUGGCCAGGCCCCAGACGCAGCCGCCC